Hermetia illucens (black soldier fly) is the source of this 2106-nucleotide messenger RNA. Its product is annotated as testis-expressed protein 10 homolog. Bases 140 to 2089 code for a protein of 649 amino acids. Gene Ontology annotation, cellular component: MLL1 complex; nucleus. The transcript has 6 exons. Lineage: Eukaryota; Metazoa; Arthropoda; Insecta; Diptera; Stratiomyidae. The record is from RefSeq and is a predicted model, not a curated record.
AAGAAUUUCUGGUGGAAUCACUGUCUGGUGUGUUUGACAAUCAGCUGUUUUGGUUCACGUGUGUUUACAACUUGGUUGACGUCGAAGUGGGUCCGACAUAACCACAAAGUUUGCAUAGUCGCAAAGUGAUCCAGUCGCGAUGGGGAAACAUAAGAAGUUUUUAAAGUCGGAAAAGGCGAAAGUGAAGUUGAAAGACAGGAAAUUACCGAAAGGACUGAAUGUCACAAAGACAGAGUUCAAAGUCAGGAAGAUCAUUCUAAGGGAGCAGCUGCAUGAGACCGUUCUCGAGGAAGGAAAAAGGAAGCAAAGUGUGAAGGAGCUUUUAACUCGUCUCAAGCAUCACAACGCUUCAUUUCGAACGGCGGCCAUUCGUUCACUUUCUGAAUACCUGGACAUACAGCGAGAUGAAGUCCACCGUCAUCUAGGUCCCCUUGUACAGGGCAUUGCAGCCGUUUCAUUAGACAUUGAAAAAGAUAUUCGACGCGAAUCCUUCAAGCUCCUCGGCACAUUAUUCUCUCUGGUCCCUGCUUCAUCUAUUGAACCGUUCUUUGAAAUGAUCUCGUCAUAUUUACGAUGCGCUAUGACACAUAUUCAACUGCCAAUUCAAGAAGAUUCGCUACUCAUGCUUGACGUGCUGCUGAUACACGUCCCUCAUUUGGUUGCUGGAAAUAGUAAUCGAAUAUUUUCGAAUUUUCUGGAUAUGAUAUCAAAAUUUCGAGGUGACGCGAAACCUGGAAGAACUCUGACAACCAACGUCGGGAGUAAGAUUACAACCAUCAAAUGGCGGACUAAGAUUUUAGAGCGACUGAAGGACAUGCUGGCAACAAUGAUAAGUCAUAAACAAUCAGACGCGCAGGUUUCAAGUGAUACUAAAAAGAGCUCGAUGGCACACUAUCAAUUCGUUCCAAAUGUCGAUGUGUAUUGUCCCAUCUACAGAAUGCAUUUGAAUACACACUACGACUUAUCUAGCGUUUUGGUUCGAUCUAGGGACGUGGUAAAAGAUACGGAGAGCGAUCGGUUGAGAACAUACAUCAGUCAGCUCGUUCCAUUGUUAUUCGAUUCGUGGCUGGAAGUUCGGAGUUUUGAUAAGCAAGAAUUGCAAAGAAAACAGCUUUUGAUCUCGAACGAUGCAGCAUCAACUCUUAAAACAAUUUUGAAUAUUCUAAUACAUUUGUGGGACUUGGCGGUUAUUUGUGAUAACGAAGAGAACGACACUGAAGUGUGUGAUUGGUUCAAAAAGGAAUGUCGUCAAGAACUUAACGAGCACAUGUUGGGCGGAAUGCCUUAUCAGCAAGCUGAAGGGAGCGGAGUGUCGAAAACCAAAUCAAAGGGCCAAGCAACUGAUCGUGAAGUAUUCGAGUCUUCCGGACCACAUUGCCUGAAUCAAAAUCUAAAUAUAAUUUAUCUUUGUUGCAUAUUGAAUGCUUCCGAAAGAGACCUCAGCUUUGACCAGGCCACGCACAUUUUACAAUUUUUAAUAAAUAAUAUCCAAACAUUCAAACAAUUUUCUCCGGAUUGGGUUUCACCGCUGCCGAAUUGCCUGCGACAAAUUUUAUAUGAAAACGGCGCGUAUUUCCUCCAGAUCGACAAGGCCAAUACAAAAAUGCUCCUUCAGACGGUUUUAAACUGUUUCCAAAAUGAACUAUUCGGACGCGAGAAUAAGAGCAAAAUUCUUACAGUUCUUUGUGAUAUCAUUAUGAGGAAUGAUCUAUACAAAGCCUACGGGGGUUCGGAUUUCAACGGCUGGCUAGAGGAUUUACCGCAAAUAUUGUGCAACCCACAGGUUCCCCUCAGUGUCAUAAUGACGCUUUGUCAGUUAGGGAAACAGAAGAAUCAAGUGUUUUUGCAAGCACUGAGAAAUUCUGCUUUGAAAGUUAUAGAAAAUCUAUCAUCGAUCAACAUUAUUGGAUGCGACGACAAGUUCGACGGGCAAAAAAGUUUAAUGAACAUGUUCUACUGGAUCGACGGCUGGAGUUUAGAGGACCAAGUGAAGGUUAAAGGUCACGCCCAAAUUUAUGUAACUGACGAAAAUACGCUUAACUAUUUCUCGUUUAUCCUAGAACAAUCUUCCAAGAAAAUAAAUGCAUGAGUCAUUUUCCACUUAAA